Molecule: messenger RNA, 1897 nt
Organism: Eupeodes corollae
Lineage: Eukaryota; Metazoa; Arthropoda; Insecta; Diptera; Syrphidae
Product: UDP-glycosyltransferase UGT5-like
Exons: 5
Coding region: 210-1802 (530 amino acids)
Molecular function (GO): UDP-glycosyltransferase activity
Source: RefSeq, a predicted model, not a curated record
UAUUUCUUAACAUGUUCCUCGCGCACACCGCCUCCCGCGGCCGUGUGUAUAGAAAUAGUUAAUUUUAAUUUAAUGCUAAUAAAUAAAUUAUUAUCUUAUCAAUUCAUAUAUAAACAACCUUCUGAAUGAGUGAUUAACUAGUGACUUGAAUUAGGGUAUUGGGAUAAGUUAGAUGCUCGUGUUGAGCUCUCGAAGAAUUGUUUGGAAACAUGAACUGCAGGCCACUCUUUGUUGUUUUGCUUUGGGCAUUGUGUGAUUUUUCGGUUAGAAUAAAUGGAGCCAAUAUUUUGGGACUUAUGCCUGUUCUAUCACCAAGUCAUCAUAUUUGGAAUAGUGUCCUUAUGCAUCGACUUGCCGAACUAGGUCACAAUGUUACAAUUCUAUCGGUAGAUGUACCAAAACCGAAUGAUAAAAUCCCACCAAAUGUUACUUACAUUCACAUGGAGAAGGGUUAUUCAAUCUACAAAGAAGGUGAUGCAAAAGUGGACAUAAAUGAUUUCAUCAAAGCUGGACCAUUCAAAGGAAUAAAAGUGUUUAAUGAUGCUAUCAUAACAUUGGUGGAUCUUCUAUGUUCAUCAAAGGGACUUCAAACACUUUUGAAUUAUCCGGAUGAUUUUAAGUUUGAUUUGGUCAUACACGAUUACUCGAAUGGACCAGUUUUGCUUGGAUUCUUACACAAGUUCAACUAUCCACCUGCAAUUGGUGUUUCUGCAUUUCAUAAUCCACCAAUUACAUUGGAUUUCAUGUCAAAUCAUUAUUUUCCUGCGUAUAUACCCUUCCAUGGCACAACGUUUAAGACUGAAAUGACCUUCUGGGAACGCCUUGAAAAUACACUGCUGAUUGCGUAUGACAUGGGCUAUCGGAGAUUGGUUAUUAACCCUAAAAUUGACACUUUGGUCCGCAAAUAUUUUCCUAAGGACAUGCCGUACUUAGAUGAUAUUGGUAGACGCACUGCCAUAGCUCUGGUCAACUCCCAUCCAGCUACAAACUAUGUGGAACCUCUUCCCCCGAAUGUCAUUGAAGUCGGUGGAAUGCAGAUAUUGGAUCCUAAGCCAUUGCCGAAGGAUUUGGACGAGUACAUGAACAAGUCUACUAAUGGAGCUGUGUUUUUCUCGUUUGGAACCAAUAUGAAGAGUCAAGAUUUUACCGAUGAACAAGUUCGAACAAUUUUGAACGCCAUGGCUGAACUGAGUCAGUAUAAUUUCAUGUGGAAGUUUGAUGUGAAAUAUUUGAAGGAGAAAAUACCGAAAAAUGUUAUGGUUAGAUCAUUCUAUCCACAAAGAGAUAUUCUUGCUCAUCCCAAUCUGAAGGCGUUUGUCACUCACUGUGGAGGUCUUAGUUCUCAAGAAGCAAUUUGGCGUGGGGUUCCGAUGGUUGGAGUUCCACUUUUCGUUGAUCAACAUAGGAACUUAAGGCUGUCUUUGGAAGCGGGAAUUGCAGUGAAACUUGAUUUUGCUACCAUGACCAGCAAGGAUAUAGUUGAAGCUAUUAAAAAGGUUAUUGAAGACCCUAAAAUGAGGGAAAAUAUCAAAGUAAAAUCAGUGCAGUACCGAGAUAGACCUAUGAAGCCCUUGGACACUGCUGUGUGGUGGGUCGAGUAUAUGCUACGUAACCCGAAUCCAUAUCAUCUCCGGUCACCUGCCCAUAAGCUUAAUAUCUUCCAAGCUAAUUCCUUGGAUUGUUUGCUUUUCAUUUUAUUGGUUGUGAUUCUGACAUUCUACUUUGUUGUCAAAUUGCUGGCAUUUGCAUUCAGAUUGCUGAGCAAGAAAAAUUCAAAGAAAAUUAAAGUUAAAAAGAACUAAUUUAAGUUUGUUUUGAUUAAAUUAAAUUAAUAAUACAUAAUGUGUAUUUAGAUAGUUUAUUAUGUUAAUAAAGAUCAACAAAGAAAUGGAUAGAA